Lutzomyia longipalpis is the source of this 808-nucleotide messenger RNA. RefSeq names its product protein ARV1 (gene Arv1). Bases 80 to 808 code for a protein of 242 amino acids. Gene Ontology annotation, biological process: regulation of plasma membrane sterol distribution; intracellular sterol transport; sphingolipid metabolic process. Gene Ontology annotation, cellular component: Golgi apparatus; cortical endoplasmic reticulum. The record is from RefSeq and is a predicted model, not a curated record. NCBI's taxonomy places the organism in Eukaryota, Metazoa, Arthropoda, Insecta, Diptera, Psychodidae. The transcript has 4 exons.
ACAUUUGUUUUGCUUUUUACUUAAGUAUUGCCUCUUCUCUCUUACAAGACUUUUGGGAAUUUUUUGAGCCUUUUUAGAGAUGGACACUGAGAAAAAAGAAUCUCUGGCAGUUGUUUGCAUAAAUUGUGGCCACCCAGUAACAGAAUUGUACCGGAAAUACGGUGAAAGCGUGAUAAAAAUGACAAUUUGCGCAAAUUGCAAUCAAAUAGCCGAUAAGUACAUUGAAUUUGAACCUGUUGUAAUUCUAAUUGAUUUGGUAUUGCUAACCAAGAGCGCAUACAGGCACAUCCUCUUCAAUGGGUACUUCAAGAACUUUUGGAAGCUCUUCAUAAUACUUGUUCUCAUGGAGUCUUAUAUGAAGUGGAUGAAUCUCCCGGCUGCAAAGAAUAAUCAGGAAUCUGAGAAAAAUUUCUACAUUUGCGGCCUUUGGAUUCUCGGGGAGAAUUUCCUUUUCUUCUGCAUCCUUCGAGGAUCUGUUGGUAUCUUUGAGUAUUUCCUCAAGAGGAGUGCAAGUACCUUGCCAGGAAGGGCAGAAAAUCUCUCUCUGUUGCUGUGGAAGGGCAUCAUCCUUGCGAGUCUGGGGAAAUUCCUUUUUGUGCCAAUUGUUAUUUGGCAGGAUAACUCAUCUGCCUUUGCUCUGCAAAUACACUCAAUGCUCGUGAUGGGAUACUUUUUAUUGUCCCUCAUUUGCUCGUGUUCAGUAGUCCUAUGUUAUUCCCGCCUAGAGGCAACCUGCAUCGUCCUACAGUCGCUCCUGGUAAAGUCACUCAUUGUCAAUCGACUGGGAGAUGUUGUAAAAAUAUUUUAA